Piliocolobus tephrosceles (Ugandan red Colobus) is the source of this 1721-nucleotide messenger RNA. RefSeq names its product HHIP-like protein 1. The record is from RefSeq and is a predicted model, not a curated record. Lineage: Eukaryota; Metazoa; Chordata; Mammalia; Primates; Cercopithecidae. The transcript has 4 exons. Bases 656 to 1561 code for a protein of 301 amino acids.
GCAUCAGUGCUCCCUAUGCGAGAGUGGAAGUGGGAAGGCCCCGUGGGUCCUGGGCUGCAGGAGAAUCCGUCGCCCCAGGAGCAGAGACUGGGAAGCACACAGUAAGGGCCAAGGGUGGACUGCGGUAGCUGCUCCGACCCCACCCCCCACCCCUAGGCCAGGUUUCGCUUCUCCCUGAGAGCCCUGGGGCAACACCCCCUGUCCUUUCCCUCGCACCCCCAUUUUUAAACUUACGUGAGAGCUUUCGGGGACCGGCUGCGGGCAUCCCUUUCCCUAGCCCAGUGGGUGGUGGAACCGGAGCCCAGGAGUCCAGCCCUCUGGCCCUGCGCCUCCCUGGCUAAAUAGCGCCCUGUGGGGAGGAAGCGGGGCCCCAGGCGGAACCGGGAAAACACACCGGGACUCUACAAACCCGGCCACUCCCACUGAAUUGGGAAAGCGGUUAACAGAGGUCGUACCGCAUUCUGCGCCGCGUCCCUCUUCCUUCAGUCCCGCCGCAUGUCCCCGACCAGAGGUGGCCUCCUAGAAGGGGAGGUCCCCAAACUCGAGGCCCUGCGUGUAGGGGAGGGGAGCGCCCGCCCCUUCCCCGCCGCUGCGAGCGCCCCGGGAGGGGACUCGGGCUACCGUCCCUCCGCCUCUUCCCCCGCGGGGCGAAGCGAUGGCUCGGGCCGGGGCCGGGACGCUGCUGGCGCUUUGGGUGCUCGGGGCUGCCGCGCAUCCGCAGUGCCUGGACUUCAGGCCGCCCUUCCGGCCGCCGCAGCUGCUGCGCCUCUGCGCGCAGUACUCGGACUUCGGCUGCUGCGAUGAAGGGCGCGACGCCGAACUGACCCGCCGCUUCUGGGACUUGGCGAGCCGCGUGGACGCCGCCGAGUGGGCCGCGUGCGCCGGCUACGCGAGGGACCUGCUGUGCCAGGAAUGCUCUCCAUAUGCAGCCCACCUCUAUGACGCUGAGGACCCGUUCACACCUCUGCGCACGGUGCCCGGGCUCUGCCAGGACUACUGCCUGGACAUGUGGCAUAAGUGCCGGGGGCUGUUCCGUCACCUCUCAACUGACCAGGAGCUUCAGGCGCUGGAGGGCAACCGUGCCAGGUUCUGCCGCUACCUGUCCCUGGAUGACACGGACUACUGCUUCCCUUACCUGCUGGUCAACAAGAACCUCAACUCAAACCUGGGCCAUGUGGCGGCCGAUGCCGAGGGCUGCCUGCAGCUGUGCCUGGAGGAGGUGGCCAAUGGGCUGCGCAACCCCGUGGCCAUGGUCCAUGCCAGGGAUGGCACCCACCGCUUCUUCGUGGCCGAGCAGGUGGGGCUGGUAUGGGCCUACCUGCCCGACCGCUCGAGGCUGGAGAAGCCUUUCCUGAACAUCAGCCGGGCGGUGCUCACCUCGCCCUGGGAGGGUGACGAACGUGGCUUCCUGGGCAUUGCCUUCCACCCCAGCUUCCGGCGCAACCGCAGGCUCUACGUCUACUACUCAGUGGGUAUCCGCACCAGUGAGUGGAUCCGCAUCAGCGAGUUCAGGGUCUCUGAGGAUGACGAGAACGCCGUGGACCACAGCUCUGAGAGAUGAGAAAGUGGAGGCUUAGAGAGGUGAAGUGUUGGGUCACACGGGGAGGGAGCGUCAGAGCUGGGAACCUGAUCUGUUGUCUCCAAAGCCCACCCUCUGCCCUCUGCCCCAGCCGCCUGCCUCACUCUGGCCUGAAGCAUUAGUUUUGACUAUGAGCUUCCCG